AUGUCCCCGACCCCAGGCGACCCAAGGUUCCCAGAAAGACCCCUUCUGUCCGCCAUACAACCUCCAAGGCACCUUGACGGCCCUCCGCCUCUCCCACCACAACCCACCGCAUUCGACAUCGACGACGACGAUGACGGCGACAUAUACCGUGGAGAACACCCUCGCGCAUCCAGCGAUUUUGCAAGCACCCUCUCAAGCUCAUCCUCCGGUUCAUCCUCCUCGUCUUCAACUCGACAUGGAGGCCCACUCGGAGCUAUAACCGCCAUCGUCGAAGUAGCAGUCUCAAGAUGGGCAAGGCGAGUCCGGCGAGGCUCAUCAGCGGGUUCAACCACCUCUUCUUCCACCUCCGAAACUUCAUCGUCAUCGUCUUCCUCUUCAAAUUCGCGAUCAUCCAUCAACACCCUCGCCCGCACCAAACGCAGACUCAAGGCACGAUCCAGCCAGGCGAGCUUGCAGACGAUUCAAUCAGAGCGGGAGAUCAUUGCGCAUAUAAGCAGGCUCAAGGCUCUCGAAGAGUCCAGGCAGAUCCCGAGGCAGUUUGGGUUGUAUCUCCCACCUACACUUGAAAUACCCCGGCAACCUUCGAAAUCGGGUGUGGUAUGGGAGGGGAAGGAUGAUGAAGGGAAGAAUCGAGUACUCUCCACGACCUCCUUGUCGACGGUUAUCAGCCAUUUGGAAGCCGUGAUGAGGGCAUCCAGAGGCCGCAAACCUCGAGGGAGAAGCAAAGGCCCCCACCAGCUCGUCGGUAGCAGCAGUGGAUCUCGAGGUGCGCCCAAUAUGGACCAGCAGACCUCUCGCCGCCUCAAGCACGACGCCAAAUCGAGGGCAUUGGGCUACUCUCACCCACCCGGUACCAAAAAGAAGAAGGGGAAGCGGAGAGCGGUGUCGUCAUUCGCGCGAGUUGCAUCAGGAUCCUCGAAGGACAAACCCCAGGCUUCUUCAUUAAUGCCAAAGGCUUGGUUCUUGGACGUCGCUUCUCCGACUUGGGAAGAUCUUCGUGCACUUGGAAAGUUGCUUCAUAUCCACCCAUUGACCCUGGAAGAUAUCCUCCAACAAGAUCCCCGCGAAAAGUUAGAGCUAUUCCCAAAACUCGGCUACUACUUCAUCUCGUUCAGAGCCAUCGAAAGUCAAGCGGAACGGACGAGGAUGCAAAAGGAAGCAAGACGCCAUGCCGAAGCAACCGGAAACGACCCAGACGCAGUAGACAUUCCUAUCGGCGAAGCAAAUGUAUACCUGACUGUUUUUAAUGACGGAAUUUGUUGUGUCGGGAUUGACCAACCACCGCUCGGACAGACCAUGUUGCCCGUGUACGAAAUCGUGUGCAUCCCUCCUCCUGAUUGUGUCAACUCCUCUAACCCUCUCCCAGACUGGAUAGCCCACGGGAUUAUCGACUCCAUCGUCGAUUCCUUCUUCCCUUUUUUAACCGAAAUAGAAGCAGAGGUCAUGGCCGUAGACGACCUCGUAUACAAAGAUAGCGACAUGACAGGCGAAGAACUAAUUGAAGACCCCAAACCUCCACCACCCACCGAACCACCUACACCCUCCACACUCAAAACCGAACUUCGGCCAGAACCCGAUCCAUCACCCGCAAUGGACGAGGAAAAGGCUGUAGCAACUGCUCCCUCUGAGAAACGACUCUCUAAAAGCUCGGAGACAUCACAAGAGAGCGCCAAACCGCACUUUAGUGCACCACGGCCUACGCUUAGGAUGUUGCUUCGACGAGGGAGACGGUACAUCGCUGGCCUAUGGCCCCGUCUAACACGCCGGACACAGGAAGUGCGGACUAGGGCUAGUCCCCGUGUCACCACACUACGUCGAAUGGCAAAGACGAGACGUUUGGUGACAUCCUUAGGUCGUUCACUGGCUGGCAAGUCCGAAGUGAUGACUCAGAUUAGGAAGAGGCUGUUACAACAGGGAAUAGAGCCCUCCCUGGGUAACGGUGGAACUAAAAGUGAAGAGCUAGAAGUCGCUAUUUAUAUGGGGGACGUGCAUGACCACAUUCUGACCCUUCUAAACUCGUUAAACCACAUAGAGAGGAUGUUGAGCCAAUCACAUCCGACUUAUUUAUCGCAGCUACGGCUGGGAGUAGCUAAAACUAAGGGAGGAUCCGACAUGGCGUUUCUAUACCUGACGGUGAUCAGUAUAGCGGUUUUGUGCUGUCAAGCUGUUACCGGAAGUCUCUCAAUGAACCUCCACGUCCCAACCAACCGCCAUGAGCCAGGCGCACCCUACAACGUCUUCGGAAUCGCCAUUAGCCUCGUCUGUGUUGUGCUCACCAGUUACCUCGCCCUCGUAUGGUACUGGUGGAAACGAGCAGAACGCAAACGACUUGGAAUGUUGCGCAAGGACACUUAUUAUACCCUGCAGCCUAUUUGAAAUACCCAUUUCGUUCUUUUCACCGAUACGACAUUCCUUUUUAGGCCCCUCUUUUCGGUUUACGAGAUGUUUUUACCUCUUGGAGGAGAUUCAACGUUUUCGCUUCUGACUUGGAGCCCGACUUCUUCUUUCCUUUUCGCUAGGCUCUUUAGACUUGUCAUUCCCGCAUUUUUAUGCAUGCAUACGAAACGUCACGAUACUUUUGUUCGCAACGGACUCGA
Coprinopsis cinerea okayama7#130 is the source of this 2597-nucleotide messenger RNA. Its product is annotated as cation transporter. Gene Ontology annotation, cellular component: plasma membrane. NCBI's taxonomy places the organism in Eukaryota, Fungi, Basidiomycota, Agaricomycetes, Agaricales, Psathyrellaceae. Gene Ontology annotation, molecular function: magnesium ion transmembrane transporter activity. The transcript is spliced from 6 exons. Bases 1 to 2376 code for a protein of 791 amino acids. The record is from RefSeq and is a predicted model, not a curated record. Gene Ontology annotation, biological process: magnesium ion transmembrane transport; intracellular magnesium ion homeostasis.